AUGACAAGUGUUAACAGCUUUAACCUAAAAGAGAGUAGAUUUAGAUUAGAUAUAAGGAAGAAAUUCUUCACCCUGAGGAUGGCCUCCCCAUUCUCUUUACCUUCCCGAUCACUGCUCCUCACACCCACAACACCCACCGCCUUUCCAACACCCUCUCUUCCAGGCACCCUCCACACCACAGACAUGUCCUGCUACAACCUCUGCAACCCCUGCGGACCCACCCCGCUGGCUAACAGCUGCAACGAGCCCUGUGUCAGGCAGUGCGAGGACUCCCACGUCGCCAUCCAGCCUUCCACCGUGGUGGUCACCCUGCCAGGACCCAUCCUCAGCUCCUUCCCCCAGAACACCGCCGUUGGAUCCUCCGCAUCAGCUGCCGUGGGCAGCAACCUCAGCGCCCAGGGAGUGCCCAUCUCUGGAGGCGGCUUCGGAGGCUUUGGCCUGGGAGGCUUGGGAGGCUAUGGCUUGGGAGGCCUGGGCUGCUUCUCUGGCAGAAGAGCCUGCUACCCCUGCUAAGGACCCACGCCAGGACCCCUGACAGCAGCUAACAAUGCCCUGCAACCAACUUCAUCGACUGAGGAUGCUCUGAUCUCCGUGCUCUGGGAGUACCUUCCACACAAAAUGCGUAGGUGCUGAUGGUCACUGUGCCUGCACCUCUGACCAGGGCCCUGCUGCUUGUGCUCCUUCCUUUUCACGAGUCUUCCUCAAUAAAGUUCUAAUGCAUGCCA
Molecule: messenger RNA, 725 nt
Organism: Anas platyrhynchos (mallard)
Lineage: Eukaryota; Metazoa; Chordata; Aves; Anseriformes; Anatidae
Source: RefSeq, a predicted model, not a curated record